This is a messenger RNA of Colletotrichum orchidophilum, 594 nucleotides long. RefSeq lists its product as uncharacterized. Lineage: Eukaryota; Fungi; Ascomycota; Sordariomycetes; Glomerellales; Glomerellaceae. The coding region runs from base 1 to 594 and encodes 197 amino acids. The record is from RefSeq and is a predicted model, not a curated record. The transcript has 2 exons.
AUGGCGCGCCCGCGCAUCCCCACCCUCUACGGCAUCCUCCAGUUCUGCCUCCGCCUAAUCCUCGUCGUCUUUGAGGUGUGCGCCCUCGCCGCCCUCAUCAACCUGUCCAGAUACGGCUUCAAUUUCCCACUCGGAUACCUCACAUCCGUCUCAGGCAUCGUCUUCUCCAUGGCCGAAUUGGUAACCCUCGCCAACGCGACCCACCAAAUCCCACGUAUGCGCACCGCUGCCAUUGUCGUCGCCGACUUUGUCCUCUUCGUCCUCGGCCUCGUGGCCUUCUUUUACUUUGUCAUCCUCAACGGCUGGCGCACCGGCAGCCCCAACCGCGAGUACCGCGCCUGGAGCAAUGAUCCCCUGAGGGUUGAGAAGGAGACUUGGGCGCCCUGGUACAUGUGGCUCCAGCUCAUCGCCGCCGUGCUGCAUUUCCUGUACAUGGCUUUGCACUGCGUCGAUGCGUGCAAGGAGGGCGGGCCGGAGCAGCAGCGCCGAAGGAGGCACAGGAGGCGACAGAGGGAGGUGGAGAGAAGGGAGAGGAGGGCGGCGAGUAGCCGGUUGGAGGGGGAUCCUGAGACGGCGCAGGUGCCGACGAGUUGA